CCGCCUCGCCGGCCGGGCUGCUCCAGCCCCCACUGCCGUUCCACCUCGCUCGCUUAGCAGGUCAAUGAAUAGCCCGCGGCUUGAGGCUGAGGAGCCCGGCUCUGGAAUCGUCCUCGAAUCCCUGCCUAGCAAACAUGCGCCUCUGCACUUUCUCUGAUUCCCCAGCCAGGAACGUAGCUGCUUGAGAAGUUGGAAAAACCGGGAGGACUAACAGGGGCGUGUAAAGCAAUCCGGAGCUACAGACGGAGGGAACAAUUGUCUGUGCAAAAAUUACUUCUCGAUAUUAUAUAAGAUGGAGAGGGAUGGGCUUGUGGUAUGAGCAGAAGAGUUAGAGAACCCAAGGUUCUGUGAUCAGCUCUGACAUCAGUUCUCCCUGUGGCUUUGGAUGGAAAUUCUGUAUGAAUGUGAAAACCAUUAGCAGAGUAAUUGCUGUCUAUUACCAUGACAACCAGCCACUGCAGUCACCUGCCUGAAGUCUUACCAGACUGCACCAGUUCAGCUGCUCCCCUAGUAAAGACGGUGGAGGAUUGUAGCAGUCUUGUGAAUGGACAGCCGCAGUAUGUCAUGCAAGUUUCAGCCAAGGACGGGCAGCUUCUGUCAACAGUAGUAAGGACUCUUGCCACACAGAGCCCUUUCAAUGACAGGCCAAUAUGCAGGAUCUGCCAUGAAGGCAGCAGUCAGGAAGACCUGCUCUCUCCAUGUGAAUGUAUGGGAACCCUGGGGACUAUUCAUCGCAGCUGCCUGGAGCGUUGGCUGUCCUCUUCAAAUACCAGUUACUGUGAACUCUGCCACUUCAGGUUUGCAGUAGAGCGCAAACCCAGGCCGUUAGUAGAGUGGCUAAGAAACCCAGGCCCACAACAUGAGAAACGGACUCUGUUUGGAGACAUGGUGUGCUUCUUGUUUAUAACUCCACUGGCGACCAUCUCUGGCUGGUUGUGUCUGCGGGGAGCGGUGGACCAUCUGCACUUUAGUAGUAGGCUAGAAGCUGUUGGCCUCAUUGCACUCACUGUCGCACUCUUCACUAUUUACCUCUUUUGGACACUAGUGUCAUUUAGGUACCACUGUAGAUUAUACAAUGAAUGGCGUCGGACCAAUCAGAGGGUGAUACUCCUAAUUCCAAAAUCUGUCAGCGUUCCUUCUAACCAGCAGUCAUUGCUGGGCCUUCAUUCAGUCAAAAGGAACUCAAAGGAGACAAUCGUUUGAUUUUGGCAGUUCUGCACUGGAGUCAUGCACUAAAUAGACUUUCUUAAACCCAUGGGCUCUGAUUCCAUCCAGAACCUGGUACAGUGCUAUUCCAAUUUACAAACUCUUUACAGACGAAGAAAUCAUUGUUUUAAUUCAAAUCAUGGAUGCUGCAAUCAUAUGAUAUUUGCUAAGCUGCCAAACAUGUUUAAUUAGCAGAUACUGUAUGGAAUUCUACAAACUCAUGUUAAUACCUGCCUUGUCAGUGAUGCAAGCCCUCCUUUUUUAUUAUUGUUUAAAAAUAUUAAAACUAUGAUAAUUAACAAUGCAAAAACAAA
Messenger RNA from Caretta caretta (loggerhead turtle), 1520 nucleotides. It is a transcript of the gene MARCHF3, whose product is annotated as membrane associated ring-CH-type finger 3. Gene Ontology annotation, molecular function: zinc ion binding; ubiquitin-protein transferase activity. Lineage: Eukaryota; Metazoa; Chordata; Testudines; Cheloniidae. Gene Ontology annotation, biological process: protein ubiquitination. The record is from RefSeq and is a predicted model, not a curated record.